Mucor mucedo is the source of this 1732-nucleotide messenger RNA. RefSeq names its product adenosylmethionine decarboxylase. Gene Ontology annotation, cellular component: cytosol. Gene Ontology annotation, biological process: spermidine biosynthetic process; spermine biosynthetic process. The record is from RefSeq and is a predicted model, not a curated record. The transcript has 3 exons. Gene Ontology annotation, molecular function: adenosylmethionine decarboxylase activity. NCBI's taxonomy places the organism in Eukaryota, Fungi, Mucoromycota, Mucoromycetes, Mucorales, Mucoraceae. Bases 278 to 1606 code for a protein of 442 amino acids.
CCAACAUACUCAAUAGGUUAAAGAGUUUUUUUUCCCUGGCCCUUUCUUUUUCCUCUUUCUAGUUUUUUUUUUCAACAAAAAAAAGCAUUAAAUAUUUGACCGUUUUUAUUAACGUCAAAGUGGAAUAGCCCAUCAUCUCUUUAGAAACCGUCUUUAAAACCCACUUCUCUUCUCUUUUUGUACUCGGACUAGUUGGUUGUUCUGAAGUACAGAGACCUUUUCGACCUCCGUAAUAACUAUUUUAUUCUAUAACAAACACACCUUGCCCACAUCAGAUAUGGUUAACACAACAAACACAACCGCCGCCAAUGCUAUUCCUGCAUCCGGUGAAAAUUAUUCAAUCCAAGAAGGCGCUUUUGAGGGUCCUGAAAAGCUCUUAGAAAUUUGGUUCUCUCCUUCAGCUGAACGAUUGAGAGCUCAUCAAAAUCUGUCCUCGUCUGAAGAAUCGUCAGAUACGGAUCUGGAAACAAGUGAACGAACCAAUCGUAAUACUAGAAGAAGAAGUUAUGCUGCAGUGGAAGGAAAGACCGGUCUUCGUGUCAUCCCUAAAGCUGUCUUGGAUAAAAUGUUGGCUUUAGUCAAGUGUACGGUUUUGAAUGUCAUUUCAAAUGAAUAUGUGGAUGCUUAUGUAUUGAGCGAAUCAUCCAUGUUUGUGUACCCACACAAAAUUAUCUUGAAAACGUGCGGUACUACAACCCUACUUUUAGCGGUAUCUCGACUUUUGGAAAUUGCCAAGAGUUAUUGUGGAUUUGAAAAAGUUUGGAGAGUGUUUUAUUCCAGAAAGUCAUUCUUAUUUCCUGAGCGUCAAGUCGGUCCUCAUCGUUCAUGGGAAGAAGAGGUUGCAUUCUUGGAUGGGUUUUUCGAUGCUGGAUCUUCUUACAAGAUUGGUAAGGAGACCCAAGAUCAAUGGCAUCUUUACUUGACCAAGCCUUCAGAUGAUGUUUUAAGUCACUCCGUCUCUUCUGUCGUCCCUCAUCACUUGCGUGGUGUGAUGCAAGAACAUGAAAUCCAAAGCGGAGCUUCUACACCCGUUACUUCUGAUACUGAAGAUCUCUCCCCUUUUGGUAACGCAGGCUAUUCUUUCCCCGAUCAAACUGUCGAAAUCCAUAUGACGGGUCUUAACCAAGAAAACAUGAAGAAAUUCUAUCACGAUAUCAAGCAAACACCCAGUGGUUCUAUUGGUGGACAGUGGGUUGACAAAGAAACUGGUAUUGACCAACUUUACCCCUUGGCUAAUAUUGAUUCAUACUUGUUUGAGCCAUGUGGUUAUUCCAGUAAUGGAUUAUGGGAAGACCGUUAUUUCACUUUUCAUGUUACACCUGAAGAUGAAUGCUCUUACGCCUCUUUUGAAAGUAAUAUACCCGUAGAGAAGUCGCAUGCAAACAUGGGCGAACAAAGCCCCAUUGAAGCUUUGAUUACUCGUGUUUUAGACAUUUUUGAUCCAUCUUCAUUUACCGUCACUUAUUUUACAUCCCAUCAUAAGGAACAUCAUAGUCACAGCCAAAUGGUCCGUUCUAUGACUUUAUUGAAUGGCUAUAAGCGUACAAACAGAAUCUUGUAUGAAUUUGACGGUUAUGAUUUGGUUUACGGUCAUUACGCUAAAUAAAAUUAAUGGUGAUACGAAACUCCCUUCUAAUCUUUUGGUUUAAAUUGGUUUGUGCAACAUGUAUUGUAAAAGAUCCACUCCAAUUUCUCCUCUUUCCGAACUUGUUGCCCUAUUUAAACGAGCUUU